Messenger RNA from Meriones unguiculatus (Mongolian gerbil), 3334 nucleotides. It is a transcript of the gene Lman2l, whose product is annotated as lectin, mannose binding 2 like. Gene Ontology annotation, cellular component: COPII-coated ER to Golgi transport vesicle; endoplasmic reticulum membrane; Golgi membrane. Gene Ontology annotation, biological process: endoplasmic reticulum organization; Golgi organization; endoplasmic reticulum to Golgi vesicle-mediated transport. NCBI's taxonomy places the organism in Eukaryota, Metazoa, Chordata, Mammalia, Rodentia, Muridae. Gene Ontology annotation, molecular function: D-mannose binding. The record is from RefSeq and is a predicted model, not a curated record. The transcript has 9 exons. The coding region runs from base 39 to 1115 and encodes 358 amino acids.
GGGGCGGGCUUUUUGAUGAAGGGCCGGCGGUGGGAAAGAUGGCGGCGGCUCUGAGACCCUCCCGGUGGCAGUGGUGGCGGCGGCGCGCGUGGGCUCGGGACGGGUUCAGGCUAUUGGUCCUUCUCCUUCUGUUGGGGUCCGGGCAGGGGCCGCGGCACGUCAUGGCGGCUCAAGCGGUGGAGUACUUGAAACGGGAGCACUCGCUGUCGAAGCCCUACCAGGGUGUGGGAACAAGCAGCUCUUCGCUGUGGAACCUGAUGGGCCAUGCCAUGGUGAUGACGCAGUAUAUCCGCCUCACUCCAGACAUGCAAAGUAAACAGGGUGCCUUGUGGAAUCGGGUGCCGUGUUUCCUGAAGGACUGGGAGCUGCAGGUGCACUUCAAGAUCCAUGGACAAGGGAAGAAGAAUCUGCACGGAGAUGGCCUGGCAAUCUGGUACACAAAGGACCGAAUGCAGCCAGGGCCUGUCUUUGGAAACAUGGACAAAUUUGUGGGGCUGGGAGUGUUUAUAGACACCUAUCCCAAUGAGGAGAAGCAGCAAGAGGCCCAGAAGAGGCGCUAUUCUCCAGGAGUCCAGCGGGUGUUCCCCUACAUCUCAGCUAUGGUGAACAAUGGCUCCCUCAGCUACGAUCACGAGCGGGAUGGGCGGCCCACGGAGAUAGGGGGCUGCACAGCCAUUGUCCGCAAUCUCCGAUAUGACACCUUCCUCGUGAUUCGCUACGUCAAGAGGCACCUGACGAUAAUGAUGGAUAUUGAUGGCAAGCAUGAGUGGAGGGACUGCCUCGAGAUGCCUGGGGUCCGGCUCCCCCGGGGCUAUUACUUCGGCACUUCCUCCAUCACUGGGGAUCUCUCUGAUAAUCAUGAUGUCAUUUCUAUGAAGUUGUUUGAGCUGACCGGAGUGAGGACCCCAGAAGAAGAAAAGCUACAUCGAGAUGUGUUCCUGCCCUCAGUGGAUAAUCUGAAGCUGCCUGAGAUGACAGUACCACCAACGCCCAUGAGUGGCCUGGCCCUAUUUCUCAUCGUCUUUUUCUCCUUGGUGUUUUCUGUAUUUGCCAUUGUCAUUGGUAUCAUACUGUACAACAAAUGGCAUGACCAGAGCCGAAAACGCUUCUACUGAGCCUACUGCCAUCAAUCCCUCUAUGAUGUUUACCCAUGAGAUGUGGGUCUGGGCAUACAGUCUGGCAAGUCAGCUUGAGUCAUCAGCUGUUGUUGAGGGACUGUGUUCUGACACUGGAGCUUUGAAUGCAGGGACUCUGCAUUCGCAUGGUCAUCCACAGGAACAUCUCACUGGCCCAAGACACCACCUACAGGGCCGAGCAACUGUGAUGUGCCUUUCCCUGCUGUCCUCCCACUUAGGAGUGAAGAGACUUGGAGAACUACUUAUUGUGAUGCCUAAAUUACAGAUUUGCAUAGAUAGCCCAAGCAUGGACUGGACACAGUGGCCUUCUACAUUUUCAGAUUCCCAAAUAGAAAACCAAGCUCAUACAAUCUGGAAACCCACUGACUAGUUUUUGCUUUGCCCAUGCCCCUUUCUGCCUGAGGAGCCCGUUGGCAAGCUGGACGGAGAGUUCUGCCUCACCUGCCUCUGCCUCCCUCCACUCACUGUCCUCUCUGUGCAUCCUGAGCUAAGAAAGAAGCUCACAUUAGCUCAUUGCCCUCUGCUCCCUGCUGGCCCCAAGUCUUGUUUUUGACUGUUGCUGUGUCUGUAGCUUUCCUAAUCAGAGCCUUUCAGGCCUUUGGAUGGUUUGGCUAAAAGUCGUUACAAAUCAAGAGAAGCUUAGACAAGUUCACAGGUUCCGGGAGAUUACCUGUGCAGUCAGCCAGGUCCAGGUGUGCCGCACAGAGCUGCGUUCGCUGUAGCUGCCUGUAUAGAGGUAGUCUGGACACACUGGAGUCUGCCUAGUUGCAUGUUUUGUGUUUGCCAUGCUUCUUGGGAUCCUGCUUUGAAUGUUGGAAGUAAAAAGCAGCCUUCUUCUUCCCUGGACUUGGACACGCCCUAAGAAGAGCUGAUGUCAUGUUACAAAUCUCUUGAGAGCAGAAGCCCUCACCCCUGUGCCUGGAAGAGCUCUGAUGGUGGAGUGGCCGGUGUGUCACCCUUUCCACUGCCUUAUUCCACAGAUGUCACGUGCUGCUCACCUCUCCGCCCUGUGAUGAAAUUGGUUACAGGCCAGUCUUCCUGGGGGGCCUGAAACUGAGUUCUCUGUAGCCCAAAGGAAAGUCUUAAAGUAGCUGAUGGAACCAAUCAUGAGUUCUGGCUCAGUGGCCGUCUCCUAGGGUGGACUUAGUGGGGAGGCUCCCACCUUUUCCUGAGCCUCAAGUAUGUCAGCUCUUACCCUACCCCUCCUGGGUAGCUGGGGAAACCCGCACGGUCAUCCCUCACCCUGUCCACCCCACACUAGGAGAAAGGGUCACCCUUGCUGCCCCUGGGUGUUCCUCUUCUCGGGCCUCUGUGCUCGAUUAAACAGCAUGGUGUGCGCUGCAAAGGUGGGGUGCAGAGAGCCUCGGUGUACCGUCCUACAGUAGCAGAAGAGCUUAAGGGGAGCCAGGGCAAACUAGGAUGUAGAACUUGGCCCGGGACCAGGAGCACUGACUAGAAGUGAUAGUUUUGUCUGUUUGGAGCUCAAAGGAAGAAUGGGUGGGUCUGUGGGAGAGGACCUCAGUGGGCUAUUGAGAGGACUCUCAUAGCAGUGGGACAGAAAGGAUUCCCUCGGGAGAGGAGUAGGAGGGAGAGAGUCAGCUCUGUGCGGUUGCUCUGUGAGGACCUUGAUGCUUUUACAGGAGGCCAGAAGAUAUGACCUGGAGUUCCCACGUAGCCUGGGAACCAGUCUUUUCCCCUUUGAGAAGUGUGCACAGGAAAGCCACCCAUGCCAGGUGGUGGUAGUGCACCUUUAAUCCCAGCUCUUGGAGACAAAGGCAGGUGGAUCUCUGAGUUUGAGGCCAGCCUGGUCUACAGAUCAAGUUCCAGGACAGCCAGGGCUACACAGAGAAACUGUGUCUCGAAAAACCAAAACCAACCAACCAAACCCCCACCCAUUCAGCAUCAUGCAUCCUGCCCCAGCUCUUUUUGUGGCAGAAACGAAUGUUUCCCACAACGAGUGAGGCUGUCUUUGUGGGCAUUGUGGCCCAGAAUGUGCCCUGGAGGAGCCAGUGCCUGUCCCUGGUAUGACUCGUGUACACUUGCUCACACCUGGGUAAGCCGUGGCCUCAGUAUAUGACUCACAGUUACCCUUUCCCUAGUUUCUCUGUCAGAGCCUCACACAGAAGAAAAACAGGACUAGAUGGGGCGAUUAAAUGUGGCAUCGUUCCCAAGUCUCAAAUAAAGAGCUGGCAUUUUCA